UUUAUUUAAAUCAAUUUAUUUAAAUUAUCUUUAUUAUACAUGUAUAUCAUAUAUUUAUUAAUAAAAAUUAUGAAUUUGUACUAUAGAUAUGUAAAAACAUAUUAUUUAUUUAAUAUUUACCGAUUAUUGGGUGAUUGAAGGAAGUUCGCAUAAUAACUGUAUAUUAUACUUUGGUCAUUGUAUUUAAUUGUCGUUUUAAAAAUAAUUAUUUUUCAUUUUCUAUCUAAUUUUUCUCGAUAUUUAUUAAACAAAGUAUUAUUUAGAAUCUUUCAGUUUAAUGUUACUUUAUUCAAUUUAUUCGACUAAUUCUUUUUUUAUUCUUCCAUAAUUCUACUUGGACCUUCGAUCUUUACUAUUUGUUAUUAUUCUGUCACUUUAGUCGAUUUACAGCUUAAAAUUUACAAUUUAAAGAUAGCUUUGUCAAGCUGGGUGGUUGAAACGCCAGUCAUUGUUCUGGCUUUCGUAUCGUGUUAUUGAUUUUGCAUUACGGUUUAAUUAACCGAUUUUUGAGUCUUGUACUCUUGUAUUUUUUUUUUUUUUGUAUAGUUCCUAUUCUUGUUGCUAGUAAUUUAGCAAGAAUUUAAUUUUAAAAUAUAAUAUUACAUACAUUUAUAUGAAUAUAAUUAUAUCGCCCAAUAAUAUAGUGAAUAGGUAUAAAAAAAUUAUCAAAAAUUAGUCAUUUGUAGUAAUUAGUAAUUAGUAAUUGAAACAAUUUUUAGUAUAAAUUUUCGUUAAAUAAAUAUUUACUACGAUAAUAAAGCAACAGGGGAAAAAAGGUAUAAAUAAAUCAAACGAUGAAAAAAGAUCAAUUUUCUUUAUAUAUAAUUUCUUCACUUAUUUUGCAUUUAACGCAUACUUAAUUACAUGUCUUUUACUUUAUUUUACAAUAUCUAAUCACGGUAAUGAGAUUGAAGAACUGUCAUAGCAUGGAAUAAAGUGCGUUCGAAUUUAUGGAUAAAAAAGUACAACAUACUUCUUUUACGAUUAAAGAAAAUAGACGAUCAAUAGAAAUUAAUAAGGUUCGCUCGUGAACAAAAAAAAAAGUAAUUGAUAAAGCACGAAACAGUACUGUUAACGUUUUCAUAUCGAAGAAGUUGGCCCCACCCAGGCGGAAACACGUACAAAUGAGUCACCAAGUUGAGGGUUGAAAAUAAAAUAUGCUUUAGGAGAGGACAAAAUUUCAGGAUAAAAGUGAUAUUCUAAGUUGGGAACUGUAUUUUAGAAAUUAUCUUUCCGGGGAGGUCAGGGUUGUAUGUGUAUGCUCGUGUAAAACAAUUUCAAUCCUGAAACACAAAUAGGAUGGUUAUACCGUUGUAAGAUGCACUGUAUCUAUAUACAGUGGCUCACGAGAGUAUUUCAGCACUUCUAGAAACAUUUUAUGCGUAUAUUAUAUAAAAUAGUUUGAAAUCUCAUUAGUAUUGUAACGAGAUACGACUAUCGUAAUUAUGUUGGUAAAGUUUGGAACGGAUCUGAAAAUGUAUAUCAGAAUCAAUCGAAGGGUUUUUGCGACACGUGUUUCUGUAUAGCGACCGAAUCGCUGAAAUAAACAAUGCAGGCUAACGGUGCUGAAAAUGUCGGUCCUGAAAAUGCAAGCGAAAAAUCAGGAUGGACGGUUGGAUUAAUAAACGGAAAGUUUAAGUAUCUUACAGCUGAAACUUUUGGAUUUAAAAUUAACGCAAAUGGUUCAAGUUUAAAGAAAAAACAAUUGUGGACUCUAGAAGGUAGUGAACAACAGGUUUUCCUUCGAUCCCAUUUAGAUCGUUAUUUAGCAGUGGAUCAGUUUGGAAAUGUUACUUGUGAAGCAGAAGAUCCUAGUGAUCCUGGUUGCGCUUUCCAAAUACAACUAGCUUCAGAUGGAAGUGGAAGGUGGGCUCUGAAGAAUAUUCAAAGAGGAUAUUUCCUGGGUUCUAGUCAGGAUGAACUUAAAUGUAUGGCCAAAGCCCCCAGUGAAGCAGAGUAUUGGCUGGUACAUCUUGCUGCUAGACCUCAGGUAAAUUUAAAAUCUGCUGGAAGAAAACGGUUUGCUCACUUAAGUGCAACGCAAGAUGAAAUUCAUGUAGAUGCACCAGUUCCAUGGGGAGAAGAUACACUUUUUACUUUAGAAUUUCGUCCUGCUUCGAUAGAAGAUGAUGGUGAAGAACAUUCCAAAUUUGAAGGUGGUCACUAUGCUCUACAUACUUGUAACAAUAAAUAUUUGGCGCGCGAUGGAAAACUUUUGGAUUCUUGUACCCGGGAUUGCCUUUAUGCUGCUGAAUUUCAUGCUGGAUUACUUGCACUUAGAGAUUUGUAUGGGGCAUAUUUGGCACCUAUUGGAAGUAAGGCUGUUCUAAAAUCAAGAUCAACAACUGUGACCAGAGAUGAAUUGUUCUCUUUGGAAGAAUCAUUACCACAAGCCUCUUUUGUUGCUGCUUUAAAUCAACGAUAUGUAUCUGUAAAACAAGGGGUUGAUGUGACAGCUAAUCAAGAUGAAAUUUCUGGACAUGAAACAUUCCAGUUAGAAUUUGAUCGUGUGACUAAAAGAUGGUAUGUACGUACCAUGCAAGAUCGUUAUUGGAGUCUUGAAGCAGGAGGUGGAAUUCAGGCAUCAGAACACAAGCGUUCUUCCAAUGCUUUGUUUGAUUUGAUUUGGCAAUCGGAGGAUGGUACAGUAGCCCUACGUGCUAACAACGGCAAAUUUUUAGCAACAAAGCGUUCUGGCCAUCUUUAUGCUAAUGCUGAUUCUGUAAAUGGAUUGGAUUCAGAUGUUAGCAAAUAUUAUUUCUAUUUGAUGAACAGACCUGUUUUAGUUUUACGUUGUGAACAAGGAUUUGUAGGGCCCAAAAGUGCAGCUAGUUCAAAAUUAGAAUGCAACAAAGCUAUCUAUGAAACUAUUAGAGUAGAAAGAUGUGAACGUGGAAUUGUUAGAUUUAAAGGUCAAAAUGGCAAGUACUGGCACGCAGAUAGCGAAGGCGUAACCGUAGAUUCUGAUAUACCUUCCGAUGGAUUCUAUCUAGAAUUACGAGAACCUUCUCGUAUUUGUAUUAAACAUAGCGAUGGAAGAUAUCUUACUGCAGGAAAGAAUGGAGCGUUGCGUCUUGGAGAAACAGAUUAUGAAUCUGCUACAAAGUGGGAAUUUUAAUCAACUAAACGAUCAUGUCUAUGCUAUGUUCUUUUAAAAUUUUAUUCAAUCAAUUCACUCUUUAUACAUUUAAAGAAGUUAUAUUUAGUAGAUAUAGAUAUUCUAAUUUUUCAUAAAAAGGUUGAAGAAAAAAUAAGCAAUUUAGGCCAAGGACUUUGUUACAGGGUUAAAAAACUUCUAUUUUUUAUGCUCGUAUGUUUUAUUAUGAGAAAUGAAAAGUAUUAAAAAAUAACGCAAAGUAUAGAUUUAAAAGAACAUAGCUAAAAUCCAUUGCCCUUUUUAUAGCUUCGAGUGUAAUCUAAUCUAAUAUUUACAAGUACGGGAAGAGCUCCUACCGAGUACUUAAUUAGAAGUACAUCGUCAAAUUAAUUUUUUACGAUUUUUUUAUACUUCUAACUACGAAUUUUCCUAUUCAUAAAAUACCGUAUAAGACUGAUCAUUCGCAUGUUUACAGAAUAAUUAGCGGUUAUUACAUCGUACUUUAAUAAUUUAAAGAAAAAUUUAACAUGAUUUACUGUCUUUCGAUCAUAGAGUAAUUGAAUAAUAUUUGAUCAUGUAAAUUAAAACUUACUUUCUUUGAUUUAAUGUAUUGUUUGCAAUAUUAUUUAUUUUUCAAUAUUUAAUACUUAACUGAUCGGUAAUUUUAUGUAAGAAUGUUAUUAUGUACAUAUUAAACUUCCUUACUCUUCCAAUCACAGUAUCUUUAAUUGAAACUAAUAAAAAAGUUUCUUAUAUCAGUUGUUAAUGUAAAGAUAGUUUUGACAUUUUACAACUUCUUUUAAUUGGUAGCUUCACUUUGUAAUCAUUGAGAAAUACCUUGCUAAUAAUUUCCUUUUUAAAAGUAAAAUAAACAAUAUGAAGAACUUGACCGAUCAUUUAAGUAUUUAAAAAAAUUCUGCUUUCUAGUCUUCAUAUUAAUAUAUUCAUAUCAGUGAUAACUAACUAAUGUUGAAUUCCUAUAAAGCAAUUCAUACACUAGACAGCAUAUUUCGAAGAUUGUCAAUAAGUAAUAUACAUAGUGUUUCAGUUGAUAAAAGUAAUCAUUCCAUAUAAUAAACAUAUUUCCUUUUCAUUAUUGAACCAUACGCUACUAACAUAAACGCACAAGUAUGUCACUAAUGUAAACUUGCUAUCUAGUGUACAAUGUCUUUGAAGAAAUCGAUGCAAUAAUCGAAUUAAUCUGUAUAAUUUGAGGUCACGCUUUUUCUGUAUAAGAAAUUCACAUUCCGUGAGCUGUGCAAUGGUCAAAACAUUUUUACAGCUAUUUCUACGAAAAAAACUUAAGUCAUAGCCCGCUUAGGAAACAUUAAAACCAUAAAUUUUAUAUAUCGAUUAGUAUUAGUUCUGUGGGCGUGUAAUUUAUCGAUUAGCUUAUAAGUAAGAUUUUUCUUUCCUUUGUCGAGUCUCGAUAUGUUUAAUAUGUAUUAAUAUUAUUGAUAUUCGACAAAAAAAAGAAAAAUUAUUUUUCGAUAUGCUUUUUACCUUUUAUAUAAUACCUUUUUUAUCUGCUCUCUAUUUUUUUAUACACAAACAAGGUUGAUAUUAAGGUCGUUAUUUCAGCGAUAUUACCUGUAAUUUACGUUAUUUAUCGUACUGAGGAAAGCGGGAUAAACUAAAUGCAUUAUGUAAGCAAUAAAUUCUGCUAUUAAACAUUUGUUUAUUAAAA
Molecule: messenger RNA, 4784 nt
Organism: Bombus pyrosoma
Lineage: Eukaryota; Metazoa; Arthropoda; Insecta; Hymenoptera; Apidae
Gene: singed
Product: protein singed
Exons: 8
Coding region: 1550-3118 (522 amino acids)
Biological process (GO): establishment or maintenance of cell polarity; cell migration; actin filament bundle assembly
Cellular component (GO): cytoplasm; actin cytoskeleton
Molecular function (GO): actin filament binding; protein-macromolecule adaptor activity
Source: RefSeq, a predicted model, not a curated record